Molecule: messenger RNA, 2409 nt
Organism: Epinephelus lanceolatus (giant grouper)
Lineage: Eukaryota; Metazoa; Chordata; Actinopteri; Perciformes; Serranidae
Product: sodium- and chloride-dependent taurine transporter-like
Biological process (GO): sodium ion transmembrane transport; neurotransmitter transport; taurine transmembrane transport
Cellular component (GO): cell projection; plasma membrane
Molecular function (GO): gamma-aminobutyric acid:sodium:chloride symporter activity; taurine:sodium symporter activity
Source: RefSeq, a predicted model, not a curated record
CCUAACCAGCGUCACACAGCUCUCCUGCUCAUCUGAGAGUAGGCAGGCCGGUGUUUUUCCACUGCCUCGGAUGUCUCAUGUCCCCCCGUUUUGAGAGACAAAGGUCAGAAAGAGAGGCUUAUAAACAGGCUAAAAUACAGGCUACCGACGCGUCCAACCCUCAGUCGCUCUCACGGACACAGGAGGACACGGACAAGACGAAACGGACAAGGGACCACGCUCAAAGGACAUUAAAAGGACAAAAUACACACUAUCUUACAUCAACACAUCAGAAUGGCUCAAAAAGAGAAACUUCAGUGCCUGAAGGAUUUCCAUAAGGACACUCUGAAGCCAUCUCCUGGUAAAAGCCCUGGCACCCGGCCUGAAGACGAGGCAGAGGGCAAACACCCCCAGCGGGAGAAGUGGGCCAGCAAGCUGGACUUUGUUCUGUCUGUGGCUGGCGGCUUUGUUGGUUUAGGGAACGUCUGGCGUUUCCCGUACCUCUGCUAUAAGAAUGGUGGAGGUGCUUUUCUCAUCCCCUACUUCAUUUUCCUGUUUGGCGGAGGUCUGCCGGUCUUCUUCCUGGAGGUCGCCCUGGGUCAGUUCACCUCCGAGGGUGGCAUCACCUGCUGGGAGAAGCUGUGCCCCAUCUUUACUGGUAUUGGUUACGCCUCCAUUGUGAUUGUGUCCCUGCUGAAUAUCUACUACAUCGUCAUCCUGGCCUGGGGUCUCUAUUACCUGUUCCAGUGUUUUCAGCCGGAGCUGCCCUGGGCCAAGUGCAAUCAGCCCUGGAACACCCAUCGCUGCAUCGAGGACACCUACCGCAAGAACAAAUCCCUCUGGCUGGCCGCCAACGCCUCCAACUUCACCUCCCCCGUCACCGAGUUUUGGGAACAUAAUGUGUUGGGUAUCAGCAAUGGUAUCGACGACAUCGGUCCUAUUAAAUGGGACCUGGCUCUGUGUUUACUGCUCGUCUGGGUCAUCUGCUUCUUCUGCAUCUGGAAGGGAGUCAAGUCCACCGGCAAGGUGGUCUACAUCACAGCCACGUUCCCGUUUGUCAUGCUCAUCGUGCUGUUGAUUCGUGGUGUGACGCUGCCAGGUGCUUCUGCUGGCAUCAAGUUCUACCUGUACCCUGACCUCGCUCGUCUGAAGGACCCAGAGGUAUGGAUUGACGCCGGCACCCAGAUCUUCUUCUCCUAUGCCAUCUGUUUGGGCGCCAUGACGUCCUUGGGGAGCUACAACAAGUACAAAUACAACUGCUACAGGGACUGUUUGCUGCUGGGAGCCCUCAACAGUGGUACCAGUUUUGUGUCUGGCUUCGCAAUAUUUUCCGUCCUGGGCUUCAUGGCACAAGAGCAAGGGGUGGACAUUGCUGAUGUGGCAGAGUCAGGUCCCGGCCUGGCGUUCAUCGCCUACCCCAAGGCUGUAACCAUGAUGCCUUUUCCUACACUCUGGGCAAUCCUCUUCUUCAUUAUGCUGCUGCUGCUUGGCCUCGACAGUCAGUUUGUGGAGGUGGAAGGGCAGAUCACAUCACUGGUGGAUCUGUAUCCGUCCUUCCUACGGAAGGGUUACCGCAGAGAGAUCUUCAUCGCUAUCAUCUGCUGCAUCAGCUACCUGCUUGGACUCACCAUGGUUACCAAGGGUGGCAUGUAUGUUUUCCAGCUGUUUGAUUACUAUGCAGCUAGCGGUGUGUGCCUUCUGUGGGUGGCAUUCUUUGAAUGUAUAGCUGUUGCCUGGGUUUAUGGUGUUGAUAAUUUCUACGAUGCACUUGAGGACAUGCUUGGCUACAGACCAAAUCCCUGGAUGAAAUGGAGCUGGACUAUUAUCACUCCUGUACUGUGCAUGGGCUGCUUUAUCUUCUCCUUGGUCAAAUACAAGCCAUUGACGUACAACAAGGUCUACGAGUAUCCUGAUUGGGCCGUCGGAAUAGGUUGGACUCUGGCCUUGACCUCCAUGAUCUGCAUCCCCAUGGUGGUUGUCAUCAAGAUCAUCCGAUCUGAUGGGCCGCUCAUCGAGAGGAUUAAAGCGGUGGCAGCCCCGGUUCGUGGCGGGGCCAGCUCCCGUCCCGCAGACCACCGUGGCCUCAAGGAGCUCACCUACCCUCUGGACCCCAAUGGGAACAAGGGCCUGCUGAUGAAGGCCCCCACCCACACCAUCGUAGAGACCAUGAUGUAAAGGACUGAGGGGGAGGCUCUCCAUGAGAUCGCUCUCCUCUCCUCUCCUCUCCUCUCCUGUCCUCUAAGAUGCUUCUAAAGCUAGCUAGUUUUCUGUCUAUCUAUCUGUCUGUCUGGUGGACUGAUAAGGGUUUUAAGGAAAAAAAAAAAAAAAUGAGUUCCCGUUUCAAAUCUUGUUGGAAUACUUUGGAAGUAGUUUGCUCUUGGUGGGUUUUCGUAAGAGGGUAGCAAUCACAUUUCAAAUCUAUUUCUGAAU